CACGGGCUAAAAAAGAUGAAAAUCUACCUCGUCGCCAACCCAGACGUCACCAUUGUAACAGAUCACUAGUCCCUUUUGCCUAUAUUCCGAGAAACCCGACCUGGAUCCAUCAGAACCGAUCGCAUCAUCCUCAGACAUCAAGAUGUGUCGUUCAAAAUGAUUUGGAAGGCAGGAAAAUCCAAUCCUGCGGACUUCUUUAGCCGGAACGCCACGCCUCUCCAUUGCCUGGACCCCAAAGAUCUUGGGUUGGGCUGUGACAUGGAGAAAGUCAUUUACGCCACCCUGAAUGGGGACGUGUUCGCCGCCCUGACGCCAGCGGAAGUAAAUAAAUACACACGCAGAGAUAAACAACUCACGGCCUUGAAGAAGUCCAUCCAUAACGGCACUUUGACCGAGGACCCGCUCCUCCGACCGUUUAAAAAAGUAUUCCGCGAGCUCACGAUAUCGGAGGGUGGCAACGUACUUCGAGGCCCCCGAAUUGUUGUUCCCAAGGGACUACAAGAGCGCGCUGUCUCUCUGGCCCAUGGUGGCUCUCACCUCAGAACGUGCUCCAUGAAGCGACGCUUAAGAACGGUGGCGUGGUUCCCCGCCAUGGACACACACAUUGAAACCCACGUUCAGCAGUGCAAGGUGUGUCUAACUAUCACUGAGAAGGCCACCAAAGUGGAACAACGAUGCCAUGCCACACCAGAACGCGCAUGGGAAGCAGUCUCCAUCGAUCAUUUUGGCCCACUUCCCAACAACUCCCACGUCUUGGUAGUUAGGUCAGAACUCCUAAACAUUCCGAGAAUACCCGGCGUUGCGACUGAAUUGGUGAAGAACAGGGACAGUGAGCACCGUUCUCGGGCGGCUCAAAAUUUUAACCGCAAAGUCAAGACCAAGCCUUCGUCAAUCACAAUUGGACAACUAGUGAUAUUACGAGACCAAACCCGUGGAUCAAAAUUCACCCCCAAAUUUAAAGCGUGCCCUUACCGUGUCCUUAACAGAGAAGGACAUGCCACCUUCUUGCUACGCAAUGAAUCAACAAAUCAAGUAUUGACUCGCCAUGAGGACGACAUGAAAAUAAUCCCUGAACAAUUCCACCACCAUACUCCCCUGGCACCCCGGAACAACUUUCCCUUCUGGCUCAGUGAUCCUCCGCGGGACACCUUGUCAGUUCCAGUGUCCAACCCUACCCAACACAACACAUCCAAAGUCACACCCAACUCAGGCCAUCCCCAUCCCAGUGCUGAACGACCUCCAAUGCUUUCACUUGAUCUCUACAAGCCCAGCCCCAACUCGGCGAGAGUUCUUGACAAAGCCCUGGAGAGAUCCACGGAUGGACAGGGACAAAAACAACCAACACAACAACGCCCAUGUCGAGCACAUCGACCGCCAGAUCGUCUUGGGUUUGGCCGUGUUCAUCCAAUGAAUCCCAGACCGAGGGUCAGCUUCAGUGACGACCUCACAAUCAUCCCAGAUCCGCCGGCAGAACAAGAGACAUCCGAAAUUUUGGGAGUGCUGAUACAUCCGACCAACUGCCAACUGCCUACCAACAAAUGAUUAGCACAAAGCAAUAAACGCGUUCUCCAUUUCUGUAAGUCGUCAAUCAUAAAGGCAGUUAGUUGAUCCAACGAUCCCCUACAAGGCUGGGGGUAAGACCAAACGCCGAGCAUUAGAUCCAUUGUUUUAUUUCUAACCAUAUGUUCGUUUUAAUAAAUAGGUUCAUUCGCAUUCCAACUACCGUUGUUUUAGGUGGAUAUCACGCUUCGGAAUCUCACGCGUCAUUACUUCGGGCAGAGGUGCCCAAUUUUCUUCUGAGCUCUGGUCAGGUUUGUCAAAAAUCCUGAAUGUUUCUUUGCAACCAACCACUUCGUUCCAUCCCCAGUCUAAUGGCCUUGUCGAGAGGCUCCACUGUCAACUGAAGUAUGCCCUUUCCUCACGUCUCCAAGACAACAAAUGGUAUGAUCAACUUCCUUGGGUGAUGUUGGGACUUCACUCUUCAGUCAAAUUAGACCUUGGAUGCUCUCCUGCCGAAUUGGUCUUGGGUGAAGCUUUGGUUAUUCCUGGUCAAUUGGUUAGCCCAACCGAAGAGAUUGCUGUCCCGGAUAUUCGACGUGCUUGGUCGUCAAUUUUGGAUAAUUUCCUCCCUACACCCACUUCAUUUCACGGCACUCCUCGUUCAUUUGUCCCAAAAUCUCUGUCAAGCGCCGCUUGGGUUUACUUGCGUCAAAGUGGUUAUCGGAAACCUUUGUCUCCCAACUAUCGUGGACCAUAUAGAGUUCUUUCUUCUGGGUCAAAGUGUUUCGAUAUCAUGGUCAAUAACAAAAAACAAACCGUUUCCGUGGACCGCCUGAAACCUGCUAUAGUAGCCGCUCCUGCUCCAGAUUUUGCUUCCUCUGCCUCAUUCUCGGAUCAAACAAAGCCCAUCAGAUCAUCGACUUCAAAUCCAACUCGGUUGCGAAGUGGACGGUUAAGCUCCCCACCUUUGCGAUUUACUUCGGUUUGAUCCAGGGGGGAGGUGUGGCGACCAUCUCAUGGUUUAUGGAAUGGUUUAUCUGAUCAGAUAGGAAGUAUUGGCUACUCAGCUGUUGCGCUCCUGCGUCGCCCUCAUUCUGGUGGAUUCCUGUCUCUCUCUGGUUGAUGAAUAAAAAGUUAGGAAGCUCCAUUAACCUUCGCUUCAAUCCCAAUCAAGUGUUCAGGUCCUAAAGGAGCAUUGAUCGUUAACGCGUAAGUGGAAGAGGGAUCAGACAUGACAUUCAUCAGUGAGAAUAUCCUCAAGAAGCUAGGUUUUGUGGAGGCAGGCACAUCACGCACUCCAUUGACGAUCGAUGGAACGACGUCGACCACCAGCCUAAGUUCGUACAACGCCGCAAUCCAAGUUGGCAAUCCAGAAACAAGUGAGACGUUCACUCUUGAAGUCAAGUCACUUCCUGUCACUUGGAAGGGUCUCAAAGGGACUAAUUGGGCGUCUUUGCGUGGGAGGUGGAAACACCUCAAGGACCUGUCUCUGAGUGAAAACGACGGACCAGUGCAUCUGUUAUUGGGAUUGGACUCUGGACAUUUGAUCGAACCGUUAGAGCAAAGAAGAGGUCAAAAAGGAGAGCUUUCUGCAUUUCGCACUUGCCUUGGAUGGGUUUGUAGGGGCCCAAUCAACGAACAAGCUUCAGUGAGUCAGUGUCGACACUCAAACUUUGUUUAAGACUCCAAUCUCCUUUUGGAUCAGCACCUCGAUGAAUUCUUUGCUACAGAAUCGUAUAGAGCAGAGGGUCGAGUCGUAUCUGACACAAAGAUGAGUCUCCAAGAUGAAUACGCACUCAAUAAGACCAAGGAAAAUACCAGGAAGCUCGUGUACAAACCCGGCUAUGAAGUCAGUUUACCUUGGAUACCUGGAGUAUCUUGGCCGGAGAACAACAGGCGAUUGGCCGAAAAGAGGUAAGCAGGAUUGGAGCGUCGGUUUAUCAGUAGCCCAAUCUUUGCAACGGCUUACCGAGAGUCCAUAGGAAAGACCAUUGAAAAGGGUUAUGCUGUGAAAAUUUCGAAUCCACGCGGAUUGGACCAUCCCUGUCAAGCUUUUCUUCCUCAUCAUGGGGUUUGAAAGAAAAACAAAAAAGACUUACGAGUGGUGAUGGACUCUGUUCCGUACAAGGAUGAGAUUGAAGGUCUCCCUUUUCCAGAUAAAUUAUUUUGAUUCCCAAAACAACAACGGAACAUGAGACUAUCCCGUCUCUGACCC
This is a messenger RNA of Tigriopus californicus, 3715 nucleotides long. RefSeq lists its product as uncharacterized. The coding region runs from base 157 to 1542 and encodes 461 amino acids. NCBI's taxonomy places the organism in Eukaryota, Metazoa, Arthropoda, Copepoda, Harpacticoida, Harpacticidae. The transcript is spliced from 2 exons. The record is from RefSeq and is a predicted model, not a curated record.